Messenger RNA from Phalaenopsis equestris, 575 nucleotides. RefSeq names its product NAC domain-containing protein 35-like. The annotation marks the transcript as partial. The transcript has 2 exons. Lineage: Eukaryota; Viridiplantae; Streptophyta; Magnoliopsida; Asparagales; Orchidaceae. The record is from RefSeq and is a predicted model, not a curated record. Gene Ontology annotation, biological process: regulation of DNA-templated transcription. Gene Ontology annotation, molecular function: DNA binding.
AUAUAAAAUCUUGAGACCUGAUGAACAAAUUAGAAAUUUCUUCUAAACUUUUUGAGAACUUGGGAUCUCCGGCGACUGGCAAGGAACAUCCCUGGUGCAUGGCGAUUGCAGCCGCCAUGAGCAACGAUGGUGAGAAAGAUGUCGACGGCCACGAGCACGACCUCGUGAUGCCCGGCUUCCGCUUCCACCCCACCGAGGAGGAGCUCAUCGAAUUCUACCUUCGCCGCAAAGUAGAAGGCAAGCAUUUCAACGUCGAGCUCAUCACGUUUCUGGACCUCUACAGAUAUGACCCAUGGGAACUUCCAGAAUUGGCGGCAAUUGGUGAAAAGGAGUGGUUUUUCUAUGUUCCAAGAGAUAGGAAAUACCGGAAUGGUGAUAGGCCCAAUCGAGUAACAACCUCUGGGUACUGGAAGGCUACGGGAGCUGACAGGAUGAUAAGAAACGAGAGCUUAAGAUCCAUAGGGCUUAAGAAGACGCUGGUCUUCUACUCAGGGAAAGCUCCUAAGGGCAUAAGAACAACUUGGAUUAUGAAUGAGUACAGGUUACCGCAGAGCGAAACCGAUCGAUUUCAUAUG